Molecule: messenger RNA, 3854 nt
Organism: Lates calcarifer (barramundi perch)
Lineage: Eukaryota; Metazoa; Chordata; Actinopteri; Centropomidae
Gene: slc1a3a
Product: solute carrier family 1 member 3a
Exons: 10
Coding region: 354-1964 (536 amino acids)
Biological process (GO): L-glutamate import across plasma membrane; L-aspartate import across plasma membrane; D-aspartate import across plasma membrane
Cellular component (GO): plasma membrane
Molecular function (GO): glutamate:sodium symporter activity; L-glutamate transmembrane transporter activity; neutral L-amino acid transmembrane transporter activity
Source: RefSeq, a predicted model, not a curated record
UUUUUCUCCUCUUUCCCUUCAUUGCUGGUUGCUCGCACCAACCAGCUCGCAGCCAAAGAGCUCCUCUGUCCCUCUCACACUGAUCGCGCUUUAAACAACCAGAACUUUCCCCCUGAGAGAGAGAAAAAAACCCAAAAAUAACUGAGACAUUACUCCAAAGGAAGUUAUUGCUCAAGCCUAAAGGCAACUCGAAAAAGUCGAACCAAAGGAGAGGUGUGACAGAGAGAGAGAGGGGAAGAAGAACAGGUAACAAGUGAAUCAGUAGCACCAUUAAGGUGUUUUCCCAUCACAGUUAUAGUGGAGUACAAGUUCCUGCAAGUUUAAAACCAGAUCUGAAGACUCCAGCCGAAGCUAUGACUCAGAGCAAUGGAGAGAACCCACAGAGGACCCGGAGUGGUCUCCACCAGAUCCGGGCUGGGAUCCAGUCCCGAUCUCUGCUGGCUAAGAAGAGAGUGGAGAACAUCACAAAGGACGAUGUGAAGGGAUUCUUCAUUAGAAAUGCCUUCGUGAUCUUAACCAUUGCAGCUGUCAUUAUUGGUAUAAUCCUGGGAUUUGCUCUGCGGCCCUAUAAAAUGUCUUACCGCGAAGUAAAGUUCUUCUCUUUUCCUGGAGAACUGCUGAUGAGGAUGCUUCAGAUGCUGGUGCUGCCCCUGCUGGUUUCCAGUCUCAUCACAGGUAUAGCCGCUCUGGACAGCCGUGCCUCUGGUAAAAUGGGCAUGCGGGCAGUGAUCUACUACACCACCACCACUGUCAUUGCUGUCUUCAUCGGUAUCGUCAUGGUGCUCAUCAUUCACCCUGGAAAAGGAUCGAAGGAUGAGUUCACCAAGCAGCAGAAGAUAGAGCAGGUCAGCCCUGCUGAUGCCUUCCUGGACCUUAUCAGAAACAUGUUUCCUCCUAACCUUGUAGAAGCCUGCACCAAACAGUUUAAGACACAGUAUGCCAAGAGAGUGGUACGUGUGAAGAUGACAGUGAAUGACACAAUAUUCACAAUCAAUGGGAGCCAGGAGAUAGCCCGGGAAGAGAUGAUUCCAGUGCCAGGGAUGGUUGAUGGAAUCAAUGCUCUUGGCCUGGUGGUGUUCUCCAUGUGCUUCGGUCUGAUCAUCGGGAGCAUGAGGGAACAGGGACAGCCCCUGAAGGACUUCUUCGACUGUCUCAAUGAAGCCAUCAUGAGGCUGGUUGCCAUAAUCAUGUGGUAUGCCCCCAUCGGUAUCUUGUUCCUGAUUGCCGGUAAGAUCGUGGAGAUGGAGGACAUUACUUCCAUGGGUGGCCAGCUAGGAAUGUACACAGUGUCAGUCAUUUGUGGGCUGCUCAUCCAUGCCAUCCUCGUCCUGCCAACACUCUACUUCGUCAUCACCAGGAAGAACCCCUUCGUUUUCAUUGCGGGGCUGUUGCAGGCACUCAUCACUGCCCUGGGAACAUCCUCCAGUUCUGCCACCCUGCCUAUUACUUUUAAAUGCCUGGAGGAAAACAACAAAGUGGACAAGCGUGUAACCCGUUUCGUGCUCCCUGUUGGUGCUACAAUAAACAUGGAUGGCACGGCUUUGUAUGAAGCCUUGGCAGCCAUCUUCAUUGCUCAGGUCAAUGAUUAUGACCUUAACUUCGGACAGAUUCUCACCAUCAGCAUCACAGCCACAGCAGCCAGUAUUGGAGCAGCUGGAAUCCCACAGGCAGGACUGGUUACCAUGGUGAUAGUGCUAACAUCUGUAGGCCUGCCCACUGACGACAUCACACUCAUCAUUGCCGUUGAUUGGUUCCUGGACCGAUUGCGCACUACCACCAAUGUCCUUGGAGACUCUAUCGGUGCAGGUAUAGUGGAACACCUGUCUCGCCAUGAGUUGCAGAACAAGGACCCUGAGGUGGGCAACUCAGUGGUGGAGGAAGCAGACAAGAAGCCGUAUCAGCUCAUCUGCCAGGAGAAUGAGUAUGAGAACGAGAGGCCUGCUGACACUGAGACCAAGAUGUAGGGGCGAGCAUUUUGUCUGAUGUUGCAUACUUUCUUAGGAAAACCACUGCAUUGCAUUGAACCACAUUCUCAUCUAACCUCUUCUUAAUUUGCAAGCCUUCCUGUCAUAAGAUUGGAGGGUUCAAAUUAAACUGAUUUACAGCUAGAAUAUAUUUCAGCCAAGUGAGUUCCACUAAUAUGGGAGAUCUGUUGUGGGCUCUCCCAACACACCUUAGACUUGAAAUGGUUCACUGAUGCAUUGUUUUCCUAAGGAUUUGAGUUAUUAUUCUUCCUAAGAGUACAAUACGUAUCUGCCAUAGGGUGGCAGCUGUUUACUAUUAAACAUGAACUACACUAGAGCCUGGUGGUCCGUGGCCUGCAUGCCAUAUCCAACCUCUGUCAGAACUGUGAUGACUAAUCUCACCCACUAGAGGCCAGUAUUGCUGUGAGUCUUAACACUGCAGCAGAUUACAGCCCAUACUUGCACAGAGUUUUUCUGGCUUUAUAGUUGUUGCUUUUCUUUUGUUCAAGUGGUGUUGUACGUGAAAAAUGUAAGUGAAAUGGCAGUGAAAAUCUAUCUGGAGAUUGAUGUGAAAAGUGUUGCAUAUUGUGCAAAUACACUGGGGUGUCCAGGCCAACAUCUUUAAGGGGAAAAGGGCUGUCUAAUUACAUAACUCUGUACAGACAUUAGUGGCUUUAUUUUCUAUAAUUUGGUAUAUAGACUUCACUUGGAUGAAUGAUGCCAUUUACCUUAAGGCACACAUACUUUUGUCAAGUAAAUGUCCAAAUCAGCAAAUGCUAUUGUCAGGCAAACAAAGUUGUCAGGAUGUCUUGGCAACCAAAAAGCCUUGUUUUUUGUUACACAUAUUCCUCAAACCAAUCACUACAAUCAUUAAGACUGACAAACCAAAAUCACUCAAUUUGCUCAGCUGAGAAUUUGAGCUGUAAUCAAAUCAGAAUGUUAAGCCAUUACAUUUCAACCAAAAAAAAAAAACCCCACCAAAAAUAUAAUCCAAAUUUCUGUACAAUUUAAUCAAAUUACACCCACCCACACUCAAACAAAUCACUAGCCUGCAUAAUAAUGCAGUACUGUUUCAAUAGGAUGAUAGUAAUCAUUAUAUUUCUGAUAAGUUCUAAUGGUGGUUGUGAGUCAGCUCCUUACUUAGGCCCUCUAUCAUGGGCAUAGAACUAAAAAUAAUUUCGUGGAAACAUUCACAUAUCAAUAUGAGAUAUUUGUUUUACAUUAAAUUUGUGAAAUUGUAGUCAGUAGGUUGGAUAUAUAAUUUACACAUUUUGCUGGACUAUAUUCAAGGUUUUACUAUUUGCAAUUCAGCUUCCCAUAGAUAAUACAUUGUAGCGCUUAUUUCAUUUGAUUUAAUAUGGAUGCAUGUUGUAAAGUAGUCUAAUGGGUUUCAUUUCAUUCCCCAUCUUUUAUUUUAGCUAGCUUGAAUUUGUAAGUGCUGCUUUGUGUUUGAAAGUAAUUCAGUAUAUAUAACAAAUGUAACAUUUACAUAGAAGUUGCUUUGUAUAGGAGAUCCUCUGGAAUAUACUGUACUUGUAUAGAAAAAUGUAGAUAAAAGUGUACAUUAAUUGUAGAUUUAAAUUGUAAAAGGUUACUUUAGGAUUACGUAUGUAAAGAUGCUGUAACCAUGCUCAUAUGAAACCUAAUGACCAAACUAACAACCCCUCUAGUUCCUUUUACAAAUGGAAAACUGGAUGAUUUAAAGGACCAAAUGUUUUCUUCUACACACUUGAGGAAACUGAAUAGUUCCUUUGUUUACAGUUGCUGGUGUCUCUCUUGAUAUGAUUCUUUCUCUGAUGAAUUCACAUUGGAGUGUGCACACACACAACACACACGACUGAUUAAUAGUUGUAGUGUUAUCUUGCAUGUUUUUUUAAUAAAAAAAUUAAA